CUUGGCAGCACCAUCACCAAAUGUCAAACAUAUGGAUUAUUUAUGGUGGAAGCAUCUGCUGUGAGGUGAAAAUUCGUCGUUUUUAUUUUAAUGAAUUUUGAUAUUAUUUUUUGAGUUAUAAACAUGAUGGAAGGUUCUUUGAGUAAAUGGACAAAUGUGAUGAAGGGUUGGCAAUAUCGGUGGUUCGUGCUGGACGAGAAUGCUGGCUUACUCUCCUACUACACGUCAAAAGAGAAAAUGACGCGUGGCGUGCGACGGGGCUGCGUGCGACUGCGCGCCGCGGUGAUCGGCAUCGACGAUGAGGACGACUCUACGUUCACCAUCACCGUCGACCACAAGACCUUCCACUUUCAGGCAAGGGACGGUUCAGAGCGGGAACGUUGGGUUCGUUCGCUCGAAGACACGAUAGCGCGGCACGGGCGACGCGAGCGCUGGUCGCGCUCAAUGCCAGCGCCGCGGCACCGCCACGGAGACCUGGAGCGGAGGAUAUCUGAGGCGGACGCUUAUCUUCAGAUCAUGAUCGAACUCGUUUCGAAAAUGAGCACACGAGUGUCUGAGCUAGCAGAUCCACAAGAGAAAAGUAGAGGGCAAGUCAUACUAGACCAUUCCAAUGCAAUGUUGGAUAACAUUAAACAUUCCAUAGUGCUUCUUCAAAUAGCUAAGAAUACUGUAAAUCCUGUGAACGGUAUAUACCAAGGACCAACGAAUCUUCCACAAACACAUAUCAAACAAGAUGGAGAGACAGCGACGAGAGUGGAGCUGGGAGCUGAGUGUAGAGAACUGCCAUCACCCACACACCCCCUUCCGCCGUUGGGAGACAUAGAAGCGUCACGGCAACCGAUGUCACUCCUAGUUCCAGACACGUCGUAUUCGUCGUCCGAGGGCGAAGACGACUUCUACGACGCCGACGACGGACCGGCGGACGUGCCGACACCCGGGCCCAGCGCGAGCCGCACGUGUCCGACGGAAGGCGCGGCCGAGCAGGAGUCGGCGCAGCCCACCGUCGACUUGCCGCGCACGCGCGACGGAGAGAUUGACUAUGACGCCCUUUACGAAGAUGAGUCGGACAGUGACCUCGGCUCGAUGGAGAACCACGGAUCAGUGGUCACCCACCUCCUGUCGCAGGUCAAGAUUGGAAUGGAUCUCACCAAGGUUGUGCUGCCCACAUUUAUUCUAGAAAGGCGAUCGCUACUAGAAAUGUAUGCGGACUCUUUCGCGCAUCCAGAACAGUUUGUUAAAAUAGUUGAUCAGCCAACGGCCCGGGACCGCAUGGUACAAGUCGUACGAUGGUACCUCAGUUCGUUUCACGCGGGUCGCAAGUCACAGGUGGCGAAGAAACCUUACAACCCCAUACUGGGUGAAGUGUUCCGAUGCCACUGGGACCUGGAUGCACCAGAAGGACAGACCAACGCCUCCACUAGUGAAAAGGAGGUAGGCGACGGCCCAGUACCCUGGUGUACGGCAGAACAACUCUCCUUUGUAGCGGAACAAGUGUCCCACCACCCACCAAUAUCUGCGUUCUACGCGGAACACGUGAACAGACGGAUACAGUUCUUGGCGUGGGUGUGGACGAAAAGCAAGUUCCUCGGCCUGUCCAUAGGCGUGCAUAAUAUAGGGAAGGGCGUCGUCACCCUCCUGGAUUUGGGGGAAGAAUAUACCCUGACCUUCCCCAAUGGAUACGGCAGAUCGAUAUUAACAGUGCCAUGGAUUGAACUGGGCGGGUCCGUAGUGAUCGAGUGUGUACAGACCGGCCACAAGGCCAACAUAGAAUUCUUGACAAAACCUUUCUACGGCGGCAAAAAGCACAGAGUCACUUGCGAAAUAUUCGCGGGUGCGGACAAGAAGCCUUAUUACACGGCACAGGGGGAAUGGAACACUCGCAUGGACGGACGAUGGACUGAAACGGGGCGCACCGAAGUCCUAUUCGAAGUGAGCAGCAUGAAGCCGCGUCGGAAACGCGUCGCGCCCGUCUCUCGGCAACAGCCGCACGAGUCGCGCCGCGUGUGGCGACAUGUCACCUGUGCCCUGAGGGCCGCCGACACCGACGCCGCCACCGCUGCCAAGAGGUCCGUCGAGCAGGCCCAGCGCGACGCCGUGGGGCGGCGCGACACCGCCGGCGACAAGUGGGCCACGCAGCUCUUCAGUCCCAAAGGCGAAGACGGCUGGGAAUACAACACGCCGCUCAAGAAAAGACUCGAACCCAAAACCACACCGCAGCACAAAGCGGAAGAGAGUACGGACGCGAGAUAAUGCACCGGACCGCGUGCAUGGACUCUAAGUUAACGCCCUAAGGUAGAAUAUCCCACGGCAAGCUGACCUUGUAGGACAAUAGAUAGGAGGUCAUCCAUUAAUCACGUUAUGCUUUUUAGCAACUUUCAACCCCUACUCCUUUUGAUGUGUGGUGAGGUUCUAGUCUAACCCUCUCCCUUACCCAAAAUUACAAUAAUAUACAGGCAGUCCUCGUACUUACGGCACGUUGGGUUCUCGAAAUACGCGACGUAAAUCGGAACGACGUAAGUCGAGACAUCCCCACGGACAUUGAGCUCGCGACAAGUGAAUUUUCCUAUGCCGGAAAUCGAAAC
This is a messenger RNA of Chilo suppressalis (striped riceborer), 2582 nucleotides long. Lineage: Eukaryota; Metazoa; Arthropoda; Insecta; Lepidoptera; Crambidae. The record is from the annotation of a GenBank genome assembly.